UUCUCCCCCGCACACCACGCACACGCACACAGCAUGACAGCAAUGGAGGCGCUCCCGCCCUCUCCGGAGAAAGGACCCGGCCGCAAGCGCGCACCGCUUGCCCGUCGUGGCGUCGGACCCGUGGUGGACUCCCGAACCUCCCGUCCAUCGUCGCCUCAAAAAUCCAUCGCUCCCCGCCACCGACAUUCGCUCCCCGCCGCCCCGUCCGCGCCCCCUCCCCCCGACCUGCCUCUGUCGUGCCGUGCUCCCGGCCCACCCAAGCUCCACUCGGGCCCAAUGCGGCCAUAAAGAUCUCUCCCACACUUCUCCUCCGCCCACCGCCGCGCCCCAGGACUGCCGCCGCCGCCGCCUCUCAGCCCCGGCAAACCCCUUUCGCCGCUGACGCGCGCGCCUCCCUCCCGUUUCUGCCCCGUCGAGUCGACGCUGCUGCCGCUGCCCCGUCAGCAGUUUUGGAAACUGGUUGCUGAGGUGGACAAGGGCCGUUGAAUGCAAUGGAAGGGGGUGCCAGUGUAGCUGGAAAGGCUGAGUUUAAGGAGUGCUUACGCCUGACUUGGAGCCAGCCUUAUAUUCUUCGACUUGUUUUCUCUGCUGGCAUCGGCGGUCUUCUUUUCGGAUAUGAUACAGGUGUCAUAUCUGGAGCACUUCUGUUCAUCCGAGAUGAUUUUAUCGAGUUACAAAAGAACACUACUCUAAGGGAAACAAUAGUGAGUAUGGUUGUAGCUGGAGCUAUUGUUGGAGCUGGACUUGGUGGCUGGAUGAAUGACAGAUUUGGAAGGAGGCCUUCCCUCAUUAUCGCAGAUGUUCUGUUCCUUGCAGGUGCCGCUAUCAUGGCCUUUGCCCCGUCACCUGCUGUUAUCAUUGUUGGGAGGGUCUUUGUUGGUCUUGGAGUUGGAAUGGCUUCCAUGACAGCUCCUCUGUAUAUCUCCGAAGUCUCCCCGGCUAGAAUAAGAGGGGCGCUAGUGAGCACAAAUGGCCUUCUUAUCACUGGAGGGCAGUUCAUGGCAUACCUUAUUAAUCUGGCAUUCACCAAGGUGCCGGGAACUUGGAGGUGGAUGCUUGGCAUUGCAGGAUUCCCCGCCCUUCUUCAGUUCAUACUAAUGUUGACGCUCCCAGAAUCACCAAGAUGGUUAUACAGGCAGGGUAGGAAAGAGGAAACUGCUGCCAUUCUGCGGAAGAUUUACCCUGCAAAUGAGGUGGAAGAAGAGAUUGAGUCCUUGCGAAAAUUAGUUGAAGAUGAGAUGGUCCUGGAGGGGUCCAUAGGCGAGCAGAGCGUAUUUGGCAAGCUGAAGAAAGCAUUUGGAAGCAAGGUUGUCCGCCGUGGCCUCAUGGCCGGUGUCAUUGUGCAGGUCGCCCAGCAAUUUGUCGGCAUCAACACUGUCAUGUACUACAGCCCGACGAUCGUCCAGCUGGCGGGUUUCGCGUCCAACGACACGGCCAUGGCCCUCUCACUCAUCACCUCAGGACUCAAUGCCGUCGGCUCGAUCGUGAGCAUGUUCUUUGUGGACAGGGUUGGCCGGAGGCGCCUGAUGCUCCUCAGUCUUGUUGGCAUCGUCGUGUGGCUCGCUGUGCUUGGCAGCACUUUCCUCAGAGCCGCACACAAUGCUCCACCUGUCAGCGAUGUGGAGACGCGUCCGUUUGCUAAUCAGACGUGCCCAGAGUACAACCCCAACGUCCACUGGAGCUGCAUGGACUGCCUCAGGGCCGCAUCCACGUGCGGGUUUUGUGCUCAUGAAGGAAACGCGCUUCGUCCCGGCGCUUGCCUGGCACUGAACAACGAAACGCGAGGGGUGUGCCAUGCCGACCACCGCGAGUUCUACUCGGAAGGGUGCCCAAACAAGUAUGGGUGGCUGGCGCUGCUCGCGCUGGCCGCAUACAUUGUCUCCUACUCGCCCGGCAUGGGCACCGUGCCAUGGAUCGUCAACUCGGAGAUAUACCCGCUGCGCUUCAGGGGAAUCUGCGGUGGCAUCGCCGCGGUGGCCAACUGGGUGUCCAACCUCAUCGUGACGCAGACGUUCCUGACCCUGACCAAGGCGCUGGGCUCGGCGGCCACCUUCUUACUCUUCUGCGGCGUCUCGUUCAUGGCGCUCAUCGUGGUGUUCCUCACCGUGCCGGAGACCAAGGGCCUGCAGUUCAAGGAGGUGGAGAAGAUGCUUGGGAGCAAGAACUACAGGCCUUGGAAGCGGUACCACCCGGAGGCACCGACAAAAGGGCGCGAGAUUGGGGUCGCUAUGCUAUGAAAUCUGCAUCGACGGUAGCUGUUUGAAUUCUUCGGUUCUAAGUAGCAAUAGUCUUACAGCACAAGAUUAGCGUGUGUAGAGGCCUUCGUUACGGCAGUUUUUUUGGUUCUUUGGAAAAAGAGUAGCUACGUUACGACACUGUCGAUAUGUUAGUACAGUACUUGUUAGAGUUUUCCCCCUGUACCCCCCCGGGGUGUGUUUAGAACAGGUAAUGGAGUUUUGUUUCAGUGU
This is a messenger RNA of Aegilops tauschii subsp. strangulata, 2468 nucleotides long. Its product is annotated as inositol transporter 4. Gene Ontology annotation, biological process: transmembrane transport; myo-inositol transport. Gene Ontology annotation, molecular function: myo-inositol:proton symporter activity. NCBI's taxonomy places the organism in Eukaryota, Viridiplantae, Streptophyta, Magnoliopsida, Poales, Poaceae. Gene Ontology annotation, cellular component: membrane. The record is from RefSeq and is a predicted model, not a curated record.